AUGUUUUAUAAUUUCUUAAAUUCGUUAGUUUUUCUUCCUGCUAGUUUUACUUUAACUUAUAUGUGAAAUUUUGGUAGCAUAUUGGGUGUUAUGUUGAUAUCUCAGAUUUUUACUGGUUUUUUUUUAACUUUUUAUUAUUCAACGAAUGCUGCAUUUAGCACUGUGCAAUAUGUAAUGUUUGAAGUUAAUUUUGGAUGAUUUAUCCGCAUUAUACAUUCUAAUGGUGCCUCUAUAUUUUUUUUUUUUAUUUAUUUGCAUAUUUUUAAAGGUUUAAUUACUGGCAGAUAUCGUCUUACUAAUGUUUGACUAAGAGGGGUUUUUAUCUAUUUUUUUUUGAUGGGUAUUGCUUUUACUGGAUAUGCUUUAAUUUGAGGUCAAAUGAGUUAUUGGGCUGCUGUUGUGAUUACUAGUUUGGUGACUUCUUUGCCUUUUAUUGGUAAAUAUUUAGUUUGAUGAAUUUGGGGCGGUUUUAAUGUUUGUGAAAAUACUUUAAAGUUUUUUUAUUCAAUUCAUUUUAUUUUACCUUGAUUUUUGUUGAUUUUAAUGAUUAUUCAUUUAUUUUUUUUACAUUUUACUGGAUCUAGUUCUAGACUUUAUUGUCAUGGUGAUUAUGAUAAAAUUCAUUUUUUUCCAUAUUUUUGAUUGAAAGAUAGUUUAGAUAUUUUUUUUUAUUUUUUUUUAAUUUUAUUUGGCCUAUAUUUUUCUUUUAAUUUAAGUGACCCUAUGAUUUUUGUAGAGUCAGACUCUAUAGCUAGUCCUAUACAUGUUGUUCCUGAGUGAUAUUUUUUAUUUGCUUUUACUAUUUUACGUUCUGUUCCUAAUAAAUUAUUUGGUGUUAUUUUGAUGCUUAGUUCUGUUUUUUUAUUAAUAGUUCUUGUUUGACCUGGGGGGUAUUAUUCUAUUUUAGAUAAUAUUUUAUGUUUUUUUGUAUUAUGUUUUAUUUGAUUUUUUUUUUGGUUGACUUGGGCAGGGCAUUAUCCUACUGAUUAUCCUUUUAAUUAUUUUAAUUUAUUUUGUACUUUUUUGUAUUUUUUUUGUAUUUUUUUU
Cercopithifilaria johnstoni is the source of this 1047-nucleotide messenger RNA. Lineage: Eukaryota; Metazoa; Nematoda; Chromadorea; Rhabditida; Onchocercidae. The record is from the annotation of a GenBank genome assembly.